Messenger RNA from Sclerotinia trifoliorum, 1797 nucleotides. The record is from the annotation of a GenBank genome assembly. Lineage: Eukaryota; Fungi; Ascomycota; Leotiomycetes; Helotiales; Sclerotiniaceae.
UCUGUUAAAUGGUGUUUAUGGUGGCAUUUUUGAAAUGUGCUAUAUCGCAUUUAACUAGGAAUUUCAACAGUUGUUCAAUAUCUUAUCUAAAAAAUCAGAAUUCUGAGUUAAAAUUGCUUAUCCCCUACUUGAUCAUCCACUCGUCAUGAAAACCCCCUCAACGGCCCCUCGAAACCUAACCCCCAUCGCCUCCCUAAAUUUCCACCCAUCUCUUCUGCCCGCGCGCUACUCAAUCUUUGGAACUCCGUCCGACUCUAAAAUUCUCUUUCUCAAUGUCAACAUUCUUGAUUCCACCGGCCGAGACCCAUAUCCCGGUGAUGUACUAAUAGAAGGCGAACGAAUCCGCUUCAUAGGUUUCCUUCCGAACCGAGAAGAAUUCCUCAAGGAAUCGUUACGCGAGGACUCGGGCAUACGAGUAUUCCAAGGGAGAGGUCGGACUUUGAUGAGUGGAUUAGGAGAUGCUCACACUCAUCUCACGUGGAACGGAGGGGAUUUGAAUGCGCUUGGGAAAAUGGGUAUGGCGGAACAUACUCUACACACGGCGCAGAGUGCGAAGAGCUACCUUGAUUCGGGAUAUACGAUGUACGUCUUGAUUUGGAUUUUACUAUAGAUCAAAGUUUCCCGACGUUCAUUGACACAAUACAAAGGUGCUUUGGGGCCGCCUCCGCAAAAGAUCGUCUAGAUGUCGUCAUCCGCGAUAUGAUCAAUGCGGGUGAUAUUCCUGGCCCUCGAUACCUGGCUAAUGGCAUGGAGAUAGCGAAGAGAGAUGGGGAUUUAGUGCCGGGAAUCACAGCCUAUGCAGAUGACCUGGAAGAAAUGAGAGGUGUCAUUAGACGUCAUGUUAGUCUUGGGGUUGAUCAGAUUAAGUUAAGUAUGAGUGGGGAAGAGGUUAGCUACGAAUGACCCUCAUUCGAAUGCUUAUAUUAACACUUCAUUAAGAUCACAGAAACAAGAUCAGCACAAGAUUGCUACUUCUCUGACGAGGAAAUAGCAGCAUGUGUCGAUGAAGCACAUAAUCUAGGCCGACGACUCUGUGCCCACGCAAGAGCUCGCGAUUCCAUAAAAAUGUCCGUGAAACAUGGAGUGGAUGUCAUUUAUCACGCAUCAUACGUCGACAAAGAAGGAAUGAAUAUGCUUGAAGCGAAAAAAGAUAAGCAUAUUGUCGCCCCUGGAAUUAACUGGCUGAUUGCGACAUGUAAGUCUAUCGUUGAAUCCCACUGUAUAGGUUGAUGCUCAUGAUUUCCACAGUAAACGAAGCAUCCAAGUUCGGAUACACACACGAAAAAGCCGCACAAGUAGGGUAUCAGAAAGAGCUUGAUGCCGCUAUCCACGGCCUUCGAGAAAUGCACAAACGAGGUAUUGUAAUUCUCCCCGGAGGAGAUUAUGGAUUUGCAUGGACGCCCCAUGGAACUUACGCACGAGAUCUCACUCAUUUCGUUAACUUACUUGGCUUUACUCCUAUGGAAGCUAUCUUAGCUGCCACUGCAGGAGUCGCGAAACUUUUCAUGAGAGAAGAUGAGCUGGGGAAGAUUCAAGAGGGAUUUUAUGCAGAUUGUAUUCUGGUGGAUGGAAAUCCGUUGGAGGAUAUUUCGAUAUUGCAGGAUCACGAUAAGUUGGAUGUUAUUGUUAUUAAUGGGAGGGUACAUAAAACGGAAGAGAAUGAGUAGCUCUGGGAAGGAACUAUCACUAGGUUUUUAGGGCACACUCAGAUGUGCAUCCGCUGAAAUAUUACCUGAGUAGUUUUUACACAUAUCCUGCAUUUUCAGAGUCUAUGAUAUUUACCUAAUCAAAAAGUGG